Molecule: messenger RNA, 1449 nt
Organism: Priapulus caudatus
Lineage: Eukaryota; Metazoa; Priapulida; Priapulimorpha; Priapulimorphida; Priapulidae
Product: aminoacyl tRNA synthase complex-interacting multifunctional protein 1-like
Exons: 6
Coding region: 90-1046 (318 amino acids)
Molecular function (GO): tRNA binding
Source: RefSeq, a predicted model, not a curated record
GAAAGAUUUUCUUCCGCUUCCUGUGUAAUCUCCGGCGACAGCGUGGAACUGAAGUACUGUCAUAAACUAUCAGAUUUCGUUUGCCAGGUAUGGCUAGUGAAGCAGAAAUCCAGCUGAUGGAAGACAGAGCCAACAGAGCAGACGAAAUCAUACAGACGCUGAGGGUGGAACUCGCAUCACUGCAGCAGGCUGCCGUGGCCCAGCUGGUCGAGAAGGGGAGCAGACGACUGAGAGAGGAGAACGAAGCAUUAAAAAGGGAGGUGCAGGAUCUGAAACGCUCGUUAUACAAGUGGCAAGUGCGCAAUGGAGCUACUCUCGUGCCCCUGCCCUCGGAGGCAGAGCUGAAGUCGUCCGGCUCACCCGGCGCGACGCCCGCCGUCGUUGAGCAGACAACAGCAGACAAGAGGAUAACGGCACCAGCACCCGAAGCUACGCAGAAGUCACCGGGCGACAAGGCGAAGACAGGCGGUGUGGGCAAGAAGGAGAAGAACAAGGGCGGAAAGAAAGAGAAGGAGCCUCGCAAGCAGCAGCAGCAGGAGGAGGAGGUGGCGGCGGUGGACGUGUCGCGGCUGGACUUCCGCAUCGGCCGCAUGGUCAGCGUGAAGAAGCACCCGGACGCCGACACGCUCUACAUCGAGGAGGUGGACCUCGGCGAGGGCAAGCACCGGACGGUGGUCAGCGGCCUGGUCAAGCACUGCACAAUAGAGGAGAUGACCGACAGGCUGUGCGUGUUCAUGUGCAAUCUAAAGCCGGCGAAGAUGCGGGGAAUCCUGUCCGAGGCGAUGGUGAUGUGUGCGAGCUCGGCCGAGCACUGCGAGAUACUGGUACCGCCACCUGGCAGCGAAAUCGGCGACGCAAUCGUCUUCGACGGCUACUCCGGUACACCGGACGCGAUGCUAAACCCGAAGAAGAAGGUGUGGGAGCAGGUUGCGCCCGAUCUGCAGGUAUCCAACGACCGCGUCGCCAACUACAAGGGAUCGCCGUUCAGCAUUGCCGGCAAGGGCUUUGUGAUGUCACCGUCUCUCACCAAUGUGCAGGUAAAAUGAACUGGAGGGAGUGACGGCCUGUACUGGCUCCACGAGGCAUCAACGUUCAGUGGUGCAGGUGUACGGAGCUGAGAAGAGAGCACGCACGAGCGACGUGAGAGGGAGCUUGGGGCACGUGGUCAAAGAUGCAAGUAGUUUUGACGUCGUAAUUCUACAAUCUCGUGACUUUUGAAGCGUGAGUGUCGUGCUAACGUUAUGACGUUGUUAGUAUGAACUAUGAUAGUCAUGAUUGUUGUGAUGUUUCUGCCAAUGGGCCUCCUGGACCGACUCUACGGGUCUCUGCUAUACCCAGGUCUCCAGUGUGCAGGUCGGAUGUGCUGCAAUUAUAGAUGGUUGUGGAUGUGGUCUGGUUUGUCAAAGUAUUGCAAUAAAGGCGAGUCAUUGAGCAGAUGGUUUGUGGACA